This is a messenger RNA of Nicotiana tabacum (common tobacco), 617 nucleotides long. NCBI's taxonomy places the organism in Eukaryota, Viridiplantae, Streptophyta, Magnoliopsida, Solanales, Solanaceae. The record is from RefSeq and is a predicted model, not a curated record.
UUACAAUUCCAUUGAAACAAACCACAGACACAGUUUCAUUUUUAGCCCAAAUAAUGGAACAAAAUGACACUACUACUAUAGAGAUGUCAGCCAUGGAAAUUCACAAAGUUGCUCCUCCCCCACAUAAAACCACUUUGCAAAAACUGAAAACUAGGCUUAAAGAAACUUUUUUCCCUGAUGAUCCUUUGAGACAAUUCAAAGGACAGCCAUUGAAAAAGAAACUAAUUCUUGGAGCUCAGUAUGUUUUUCCCAUAUUAGAAUGGGGUCCUAAUUACAGUUUGAAAUUGCUCAAAUCUGAUAUUGUUUCUGGUCUCACCAUUGCCAGUUUAGCCAUUCCUCAGGGGAUUAGCUAUGCAAAGCUAGCUAAUUUACCUCCCAUUGUUGGUCUAUAUUCAAGUUUUGUUCCACCCCUAGUGUAUGCUGUACUUGGAAGUUCAAGGGAUCUAGCAGUAGGUCCAGUUUCAAUUGCAUCACUUGUUCUUGGAUCAAUGCUAAGAGAAGUGGUUUCCCCUACAAAAGAUCCAAUCUUGUUUCUUCAACUUGCCUUCUCUUCUACUUUCUUUGCUGGCCUUUUCCAAGCUUCUUUAGGCUUUUUAAGGUAAUCUCACUCUCUUUCC